Molecule: messenger RNA, 720 nt
Organism: Tarenaya hassleriana
Lineage: Eukaryota; Viridiplantae; Streptophyta; Magnoliopsida; Brassicales; Cleomaceae
Product: putative dynamin-related protein 4A
Cellular component (GO): membrane; cytoplasm; microtubule
Molecular function (GO): microtubule binding; GTPase activity; GTP binding
Source: RefSeq, a predicted model, not a curated record
UUCCGAUGCAAAGGCAUCCACACUCUCUCAGAGUAUGCUUGUCUCUGUGUGUAUGUAUAUACUCUGUGCUUGCUUUAAGUCCAUAAAAACCCUAGUUACUCACUCGAUCACGACCUCGAAUCACAAGAAAAAUGGGAGGAGACGAGAAGCAACCAGCGACGGAAUCAAGGAACACAGCCUCGAAGGAUGUCGGAGACGAAACAUCUCUUACACUUGUUGUACAAGCCGACGACAACGACGCCAUUGAAGCGCCGAUUGUGACGUCUUACAAUGUUCGAAUCAGACCGUUGCUUGACACGGUCGACAGGCUGAGGAACCUCAACGUGAUGAAAGAAGGGAUCCAGCUUCCGACCAUUGUUGUUGUCGGAGACGUCUUCUGGGAAGUCCAGUCUUCUGGGAAGUCCAGCGUUCUGGAGUCCUUGGCGGGAAUCAGUUUGCCCCGUGGACAAGGGAUCUGCACGAGGGUUCCUCUUGUGAUGAGGCUUCAGCGAAGUCUGAACCCUGAACCUGAGAUUUGGUUGGAGUUUGGUGACAGAGUUGUUCCUACAACAGAAGAAUAUGAUGCAGAGGCUAUUGUUGCUGCAACCGAUGAAAUCGCCGGUACGCUUCUUGAUCCUUUUUUUAGCUUCUUACAGUGCGAUACUUUCUGCAAAACACGCAAACCAUAAAGGAACAAGUUCAUGAAAGUAGCAAAUGAACUCUGAAAAGGAUCUUGGCUAG